AUGGAGACACACGACACGCGGCCCACGAAUGCGGGCGUGAUAAAGCGAAUUCGUCAAGCAUGCGCCAAUUGCAGGCGACGCAAGGUCAAGUGCUCCGGUGAGCGCCCGGUGUGCACACAUUGCCGACAGAGCCGACGGAGCUGCGUCUAUGAGCCGUACUCUGUCACGGCUGGUGAGACGGGCCAUACAGUGCCUAGGGUUUCUAAUGCUACGAUAAGUAGUCAGUUGUUGGAGCGUAUCUCAUCGCUUGAGUCGGCGUUGAGUAGGCUCAGUCAAGGCAACUUUGACGCUCAUGUCCAGUCAUCACCCUCCUCGGCGUUCAACUCGACGCCUCGACGCAUGCCAUCACUACAUCACAACCAAGAUCAGCCAGACUUGAAUCUCGACUCAAUAGUACAGAGUUCUGUUUUGAACAGCUUCUCAUUCAAUGGACUCCCACCUCCAGAGGUAGUCCAAUCCCUCGUGGACACCUACUUUGCCCGCGUCCACAACCAGCCAUACUCAUUCUUCCACCGCACGUCUUUCUACGCGAGUCUUUCAACCAUGUCGAUUCCGAGAUGUCUGCUGUUUGCUGUUCUUGCUUAUGCGGUGAGGUUCUCGGAUCAGCCUUAUUUCGUGGGCAAGGUUCAGCAGGCUUCGGAUGCGUAUUCUAGGCAGUCGUGGCUGUGUGUGAUAGAGGAUCAUUUGAGUGUGGAUAACAACCUCGACUUGUCUGUUAUUCAGACUGUUACUCUACUGGCAAUCGUGGAUUACACAGCCGCAAGAAUUAGCUCAGGCUGGCUACGUCUCGGCCUAGCAAUCCGACUAUCCCAAGACGUCGACCUUAUGUCCGAGCCGUCAUUCUUCCUCCCCCCAACAGAACGUGAAGAACGAAGACGAACAUUCUGGUCCAUCUACCUCGUCGACAAGCUAAUCUCGUGCGCCCGUUCAAGACCCGCAGCAGUCGCCGAUGACGACUGCACUCUUCACCUCCCCUGCAACGAAGACGUCUUCCAAGAUAGAGGUGAAGAUGGUGAGAAUGUGCCUACCCUGCGUCAGGUCCUCAGCUGGGAUGUUCCUCUUGCGAAUCCUCCAAGUCCGUUUGGAUUAGCUGUUGUGGCUACGUCCAUCUUUGGACGUUGUACGAAAUACGCCCAUGGAAGAAGUGCAGGUGAAAUGCUCACGCCGUUGGAUCCCCAAUCCGACUUUGCCUUGACGAAUGCUUCACUGCUGCUACUCGAAUCCUACCUCAAGAACCACGAUCAACCGAUUCUAGAUCUUGUUCAAAACGGACCUCAAGCAGACACCAACAUUGACGAAAAACAAGUCGGCCACCUCGUCUUCUCUCACGCUCUCUUCCAUCUCUGCUACUGUCUCCUAAACCACCCAUUCCUAAUCCGUCUCCGCCUACGUCCCAUAGCAGCAAGGGUUCCGAAAAGUUUCACAUCCAACGCGUUCCACGCAGCGCAAGAAAACGCGAGGAAACUCACGGAUCUGCUCUUGGCGGGAACUACUGGGGUUGUACCGAUGGAGUCUUCGUUUUACACGUACUGUGCUUCCAUCGCGGCGGGGAUUCAUUCUCUGGCUUUUGGGGCGCAGCAUCAGGGUGUCGAUGUUGAUCAGUAUGACAGCCAGAGGUAUUAUCAACGGUGCAUAGAGGUGUUGGAAAGACUGGGUGUUUUGUGGCCUAUGGUUCCCAACAUGUUGACCAAACUCCGAGAAUUCGACGCCCACUCCGAGUCCUACGCCCACCUCUUCAACGCAGCCUGUCUCGCCGACGAACUAGACGGCAUUGCAGAAAAUACCCUCUGGUCACUCGUCGACUACGGGAUGCUGGCUAGGGAAGUGCCGGGAAAUUCUCCCGCGCAUGUGUCAUUCUUAUCAAAUCUACCAUCACCGAGUAAAUGGAUUCCAGGUGGCGACUACAUGGCUACGUCGCCCACGAGCGAGGCAAGGAAUCAGUUACUUUUCGUAGGGACUCAGGAACCAUUGACUCGUUUAUAA
This is a messenger RNA of Fusarium keratoplasticum, 1983 nucleotides long. RefSeq names its product Zn(2)-C6 fungal-type domain-containing protein. Gene Ontology annotation, biological process: DNA-templated transcription; regulation of DNA-templated transcription. Gene Ontology annotation, molecular function: DNA-binding transcription factor activity, RNA polymerase II-specific; DNA binding; zinc ion binding. Gene Ontology annotation, cellular component: nucleus. Lineage: Eukaryota; Fungi; Ascomycota; Sordariomycetes; Hypocreales; Nectriaceae. The record is from RefSeq and is a predicted model, not a curated record. The transcript has 7 exons. The coding region runs from base 1 to 1983 and encodes 660 amino acids.